GAAGACAAGGGAUGGAAGGAUGUUGGAGGGAAAGUGGAGAGGACAGGGCAUGACUGGUGGUUAUGGAAUUUUAGUCCUUUAAAUGGCUCUAUCAUCGCUCGAAUGGGUGAUGAGUUUAUAAUUUGGGAAAAUUAGAGAUGCUUGGUACCGCGACUUGUGGUUAGCUAGAAACAGAUUUCAGGGUCCUCCCCUCCCCACACAGCCAGUUUCCCUCUGGAGAUUGGAUUUCUCACCUUGAAAAGAGGGAAUAGGAAUGUGGGAUCUUCUAGCUUUUAAACUGUAGGACUUUAUACAUUUGUACUCUGGUGAUUAAGAUUGGUGUUUGCUAACUGUUCCCAUUUUCCUGGUGUUAUAAAUUAAUACAUAAAUUUCAUUGGGGUUAAUUUUUAAAAUUGAGGUAGAGAACUCAGUGUGCCUUUUCCUUGAGUUUAUGCAGGACUUUUGAGCAAAGCCAUAGAGACCUUCCACGUAUAUUAUUGGUCAUCAAGACGUGGCUUUGGGAAGCUGUGGUACAAGUGUUAAGGAUACUAAAUUAUUCCCCUAGACUCAGAGCCAAGGUAAAUUUAAAAUUAACGUUCUGUUUGAAGUUAAUAACUUUUCUGAAGCUUAUGAAGUCCUUGGACUUCAGUCCCUAGUACCCCGCGGUGGAAUAAGUCAACAGGAGUGGAUUCUGCAUUUGAAAGUGCUUAUCAAAGGAGAAUAAAAAGGCACAAGCAAGUAAUUGGGAUUCUCGGCCUCAUGCACAAGAAAGUGUGGUGAUAGAAUGGAUUGGACAAAAGAUGGUCAAAUCUUGGAGCCCACAGCUUCUCUUCAGUGUGGUUGGUGAAAAUGCGGGCAAACUUCAGCUUCCUACGCUUUGUGUGACCAUCAUUUCUGCGGUGUGAGCCCUGAAGCCAGACACUUUAGGUCUUGAAUUGAUAACUUUUUAAAAUAGCAGCCACAGUGGUUGUCUCGUCAUUGGUGCUGUCUCAUCCUGUAGCCACAGUUGCAAGCAAUGAAAAGGAGACAGUCUUCUGAAGCUGAUGUCAGGUCACCCUGGGACUAAGUGCCAUGUGGUUUUAUAGAUUGAGGAUCCAGGAGACCUUACUUUGCAACUGACCAACUUAAAAUAUCACUAUGACUGCUUGAGCCAUCUCGGAGAGAAUAUGAUGCAGAGAUCUCACUUGGGAUUUUUGUUUUGCCUAUUUAAAAGCAAAAGAGGAAAGAAAGGCCUUGCUCCAGGCUUGAUGAGUCUUGGGGGUGCAUCUUUCAUCCCAGGAGGAGAUAAGAAAUGGAGCCUGCUGCAGAAAAGAGCUUUGGUGUGUGUUUGAAGUGUUUCUUCAGAAAAGGAGACUACACUCUGCACUAAACCGAGUAGUCAGAGCAUCGGUAGAGAAGUAGACUGCCAAACGAAAGAGGACAGCUGAUAAAGGAGAGCCGGCAUGAAGAGGCCACACACACGUGAUCCUGCAUCUUGGAGGAAGCGUUGUGGGAGGCACUGCAGUGAAGAAAUGGACCAGUGCGUGUAAGCAUGGACUCUUCUUGCUGACUGUCGCCACCUGCUCUCCUUGCUAAGUGAGAGAGAGUGGGUCAGGGGAGAAAGAAAAGAGGCCAACAUGAAGCUAAAGCAGCGAGUUGUGCUUUUAGCGAUUCUUCUUGUCAUCUUCAUCUUCACCAAAGUUUUCCUGAUUGACAACCUGGACACAUCAGCCGCAAACCGAGAGGACCAGAGGGCUUUCCACAGAAUGAUGGCUGGCUUGAGGGUGGAGCUGGUGCCCAAGCUGGACCACACCUUGCAGUCCCCCUGGGAGAUUGCGGCCCAGUGGGUGGUUCCCCGGGAAGUGUACCCAGAAGAGACACCAGAGCUGGGGGCAAUCAUGCAUGCCAUGGCCACCAAGAAAAUCAUUAAAGCUGAUGUGGGUUAUAAAGGGACACAACUGAAAGCCUUACUGAUACUUGAAGGAGGACAGAAAGUCGUCUUCAAGCCUAAGCGGUAUAACCGAGACUAUGUGGUAGAAGGGGAGCCAUAUGCUGGUUAUGAUAGACACAAUGCAGAGGUAGCAGCCUUUCAUUUGGACAGGAUUCUGGGUUUCCGUCGCGCCCCCUUGGUGGUUGGCAGAUUUGUUAAUCUACGGACAGAGAUCAAGCCCGUUGCCACGGAGCAGCUCUUGAGCACCUUCCUAACCGUAGGAAAUAACACUUGUUUCUAUGGGAAGUGUUAUUACUGCCGAGAAACAGAGCCAGCUUGUGCUGAUGGAGACACGAUGGAGGGAUCUGUCACACUUUGGCUUCCAGAUGUGUGGCCUCUGCAGAAACACCGACACCCAUGGGGCAGGACAUACCGCGAGGGCAAACUGGCCAGGUGGGAGUACGACGAGAGCUACUGUGAUGCUGUCAAGAAAACGUCCCCCUAUGACUCGGGCCCGCGCCUCUUGGACAUCAUUGACACCGCUGUCUUUGAUUACCUGAUCGGCAACGCGGACCGCCAUCACUAUGAGAGUUUUCAAGAUGACGAAGGUGCCAGUAUGCUCAUCCUUCUCGAUAAUGCCAAAAGCUUUGGGAACCCAUCGCUGGAUGAGAGAAGCAUUCUUGCCCCCCUCUAUCAGUGUUGCAUCAUUCGGGUGUCCACCUGGAACAGACUGAACUACCUGAAGAACGGCGUGCUGAAGUCUGCCUUAAAGUCGGCCAUGGCCCACGACCCCAUCGCCCCCGUGCUGUCUGAGCCCCACCUGGACGCCGCGGAGCAGCGACUCCUGAGCGUGCUGGCCACGGUGAAGCAGUGCACUGACCAGUUCGGGGCGGACACCGUGCUGGUGGAGGACAGGAUGCCUCUCUCCCACUUGUAAUCCGCUCCACAGAAUAAGCGAGACUCCUUUUUACAAAGCUAGAGAAACAGCACAAUCACUUCCGAACGGGAUGAGGGGGAUCGGAGACAGCCGGCAGCAAGCUCUGGUGAUGGGGGGCAGGGUGGCCUUGGAUGCCUCUGGCAACUUCUGUAGGAGAAACGAAGGCAAAGAUGACAGGUUUCAGACCACGGGAGCGCUCCCGCCGACCCCCCAACUUCGGCGGCGGGCCUCCUGGUUGGUCGGUCCUCGCUCGCAUGGCACGGGACAGAUAGAGGGGGGACGUGCGGAGAGGUGAAUGCUGGGCCUGCUUCUGGAGUGUGUGGUUUGAGUUCAUCCUUAGAAUCCUUUCUCCACCCCGAUGGAGUUUCUGAAAACCCUUGGCCAUCUCUGGAGUCCUUUUUGCACCAGGACCGAUCCAGCUGGGAAUUUGACCACCUCCUGCGGAGUGGCAGCCGGGGAAACCGGGCCUCUUGAGCCCGAUAGCAUGCUCUGUGGGCAGGGAAACAUGUUCAGGAUCGAAUUAGCGGGAACAACAGCAGCAGGAAGGAUGCUUGGGCUUUUAAGCGAUUGGCUGAUAGUGCUUUCCGUGAGCUCUUAGAGGAGGGAGGAAGAGACGGCACCAGAAGCGGGGAGACCCCCCGGUAUUAGAGCUCCACGGGUGUAGAGAAAGCAAACAGGACUUGAACCUCAGUGGAUCUGUGUGCUCACAGUGGUAUCCCAGUUAGACCGCAAAUUGUCCAAGCAGGAUGCUCUCAUGGAGACUUUUCUUUUUCCCUUUGCCCAAAGCAGGCAAAUCCUUUCUGAAUUAACAAAGCAAACUGAGCUAACACCUUGAUGAGAGUUAAGUUGCCUACGAUCUCCACCAUCCCAAUUUCUCAUCUGAAAUGAUUUCCACCUCAGCCUUUAAGGCUUUCGGUCACUGAAGCUGCUGUUCCCAAGAGAUUGGCAAUUCCUGUCUGUCCCUUUCUCGUGGGAAGAGCUAGCUCCCACGCUCAGCCGACCACGCGUUCUGCUGGUGGCUGGACCAGUCUUGUGAUGUGGGCCAUGCCGAUGACUGGGAACAAAGAGUUGAAGCUCUCUGAGCCUCAAAACGAAGGAGGUUACCAGGAAGAGCCUUAAGAUUUUGGUUUAUGUCAAGCCCUGAUUUCUUCAUUUAAUUUCAUCGGGUGUUCAGAACUGGUGGUGGAGCGCCGCUGUCCCUGUCCCUGUCCCGGUAGUGACAGAAGGCCAGGCUCAGCUUGGUCUGUGUUCCUGCAGAGCCUCCCAGACCUAUAAGCCGUUGCAUCCUGUCUAGGGGCCGGUCCAGCCUUGCCUUGUGCUUCUGUCAGGCAGAGGCUGCUGUUUCAACUGUGUGAGGGAGCAAAUGCCGUGCCAGCCUCUGGAGACCAGUGUGGGGCAGCCAGCCUUUCAAAAACAGCUUAGAAUCUAGGUCCUUGUUCUUGAAAGGCAUUGAAAGGCAGCUGGGCAGCCUGUAACUGUUAACAACAGCCUGAGGUCAGGAUGCUUUUGUACUUUGUAAGUAUGUUUGGAGACAUCCACAAGAAUGGGUUGAGUUCUAAAAGAAGGUAUUGAGUCUAAGGAGCCAGGUGUUAGCACAAAACACUGAAAUGGUGUUAACAGAAGGAGGCCUUAGAUUUCAGUUGUAGGACCAUUUAUUGUGUGCAUUGAGCAGGAUUCAUAGCUGAGCUGGAGAAUAUCGUGGAUGGUGCUCACCCAGAGGGUCAAGGAGCUGGCUGGAGGGAGACGGUGGGAGGCAGUGGGCUCGCCUGGGUUUAUGUUGGUUCAACCAAAUGAUGGCCCAGUGUCCUUGCAGACACAUGGUACCUGUUGUGUGGCGCAGUGGAAUGGGUAAGACUUGUUCUCCAACUGGGAGCUUGCUUCCUAAUGUUGAAAGCAGAAGAUAUUGCUAAGGAAACAAGCAGGAAGAAAUAUCCCAUCCUUUUUUCAAAACAUGGCAGAAAAUGUAUGAGUUCAUUCUGUUUCCUGCUGUUAAAAAUUCAUGAUCUUAAGAGGUGUUCAGAUCUAUCAUGUUUAAUGUCGUUUACUAAUAGGGUGGUGUCACAGGACUCUUGGAACAUAGAUUUAUGUUCUAAUCAGGAUUGGAUUAAGUUAAUCUUAGAGAAAACCAACCAAAAGCUUAUAGCCCUGAAAGUCACAAAAACCAAAUUCUGUUGGAAAAACAGAGGCUGAUACCUUUUUUUUCUUUCUUUCUUUCUUUUUUUUUUUAAGUUUUGUCACUGUGUCCUCUUUGUGGUUUCUUUAGCACCGUUAGACAAGUCACUAGAAGUGGUCUUGGUCAGUCCUAGGUUGGGUUUGCCUAGUCAACAUCUAAAGGUAGAAGGGGAUAUAUUUUAAUACUAUCAAACUAGGAAAAUCAGAACUGAAUGCCAUUUCCUUACCUCCUCUCACUUCUUAAAUAUGUCUAUUGCAGAGUUUGAAUGGGGAAAUAUGGGUAUAGAAGUUCUAUUCUAAAUUGUUCUUUAAUAUGAGGCUCUAUUGUGGGUUUGGGUGUAAAUAAUUUUCUGUGCAAAACAAAUUAAUAGACAGGAUCUGUGAUUUGCUCAGAGUAUUGUUCGAUAAUAUAUUAAUAAGGCAUUUCUCCCUGUUGCACUCAGGACUAAUAUAUCAAAUGAAAUUUAAGGAGGAAAUGGAAGAAUUCAGGUACAUCUAUUGCAUAUUAUUUGGGGAAGGAUGAAUCCUGUACAUGUCAAUUUUUUAGUGUCUCCUGAACAGUAAGUUCUUCCAAGGAAAUUCAUCUUUCUUUUCCUUAAAAAAAGAAAAGAAAAGAAGAAAGACUUUUGGCUUUCCCUUCCCAUCCCCCAUAUUCCUUCAGCGUCCAUUCGCAAUGGUCCUUGUCUUAUUUGACUGUAAGUGACCACACCUCAGUGGCGAUAAAAACCGCGUCUGUCAGUGAGCUGUCCUGUAGGAGUGAUCUUUUGAGCUUGAGCUUCAGGAAACAUGAGUAAAGGCAUAUGUAUUUAUAUAGUCAUAUCUGUUAUUGUAGCAAGAGAAAAAAACGUAUUUAUUUUGACACAGGGAAACACUGACUUAUGUUGCUGAAGAACUUGAAGCUAGUGAAUGGGUCUCUCCUCAGUCUCUGUGAAUGGCUCUGAAGUCACAGAGAGACCAUUCAGCCGGCAUUUUCUGGGCACCUUUGGAGAGCUGGGCGUGGCCAGGCACACGCAGGAGCCAGACAGAACUGACUUCGUGAAACCUAUCGUCCAGGGGAAGAGCAGUUUCUCUCCCUUCAAUGCAUCCAGCCUGGGUUGAAAAGGCAGGGGCUGGUUACUCCACUGCCACAGGUUUUUAAGGAACUAAGGUGUUACUCACAAAUACAAAGUGUAAGCGGGGGAGCUGGGGAGGAACUUACUGGGAAGCUAAUUUAGUUUGCUCAAAAGGGAGGUGUAGGAACCGCUACCCUCGAUUUUGAUCUGCCAAGAUUUCCUCUCAGAGCUGUCACACAGCAGGAGGUUGGGCUUGGUAAGACACCAAACAGGACAGAUAUGCACCCAAGUUUCUAAUGUGUUCUAUGGGUUUCAAUUCUGAAAAAGAAGAAAAAAGUGAAUAAAGAUUUUAAUAAGUA
Mustela lutreola (European mink) is the source of this 6408-nucleotide messenger RNA. RefSeq names its product FAM20B glycosaminoglycan xylosylkinase (gene FAM20B). Gene Ontology annotation, molecular function: phosphotransferase activity, alcohol group as acceptor. Gene Ontology annotation, biological process: protein phosphorylation. Bases 1596 to 2825 code for a protein of 409 amino acids. The record is from RefSeq and is a predicted model, not a curated record. Gene Ontology annotation, cellular component: Golgi apparatus. The transcript is spliced from 11 exons. NCBI's taxonomy places the organism in Eukaryota, Metazoa, Chordata, Mammalia, Carnivora, Mustelidae.